UCGAGACAUAUUACCCAAUCUAGAAAGUAGAAAAUCCAUACGCAGACAUGACACAUCUACAACCCUGUCUCCUCCUCAUCCGGUCAUUCCCUCGACCCUAACCCUAAAACUCAAGCCACGUCAGCUUCGCCUCCGCAGCAGCAACUCCAUCAAUUAUCAAAAGACCCCAACAUUUAAAAUUUUCGUUUUGAGUGAUUUUGACAGCUCUGCCAUUCCCCCAAGAGCAAAUGCUGCUUCCCGCAGUGGCGGUCUCAACAAAAUGACGUGCUUAGUUUCCACAAGCUUCGCUUUUCCGGUACGUAUUUCUCUGCCGCGGCCACCACCAUCAAUCAAGGAAGUGCAGCGAUUAGAAUCUUCUCUGGUUAGAUUUUCAAGCAGUGAAACUGUUACUGCAGGAUAUAUUUUAUUUUCAGCUCAAAAGACUCUUGUUGCUUGCAGUUCAAAUCGUCACAUUUUAUCCGUGAAAGGAAGGUUUCAACAUUGCUUGAUGUCAUGCACAAGAUUUAUAUAUGAAUCUUUCUCUUAUAAUAUGAAUAAUGUACAUUGCAUGGAAAUAUUUUUAUGUGGUUAUUGGGUAGGACCUGAUGAUGAUGAUGGUUGGGGAUUUGUGGAAGCUGUGAUUAAUCAAAUUACUUGAUUUUGUUUGUUUGA
Arachis duranensis is the source of this 651-nucleotide messenger RNA. RefSeq lists its product as uncharacterized. Bases 260 to 637 code for a protein of 125 amino acids. The record is from RefSeq and is a predicted model, not a curated record. The transcript has 3 exons. Lineage: Eukaryota; Viridiplantae; Streptophyta; Magnoliopsida; Fabales; Fabaceae.